This is a messenger RNA of Leishmania braziliensis MHOM/BR/75/M2904, 312 nucleotides long. RefSeq names its product putative basic transcription factor 3a. The coding region runs from base 1 to 312 and encodes 103 amino acids. The transcript has a single exon. The record is from RefSeq and is a predicted model, not a curated record. Gene Ontology annotation, cellular component: nascent polypeptide-associated complex; cytosol. Lineage: Eukaryota; Euglenozoa; Kinetoplastea; Trypanosomatida; Trypanosomatidae.
AUGCCGAUCACGCAGGAACAGCUGAAGCGCCGUGCCGAGAUGGUGCGCACCGGUGGCAAAGGCUCCAUGCGCCGCACCACCAAAGCCCACCACAAGAGCACUGGUGAUGACAAGAAGGUUCAGGUCACCCUUCGCCGUCUGGGCGUCACCCCGUUCAGCGACAUCGACGAGGCCGUGUUCUACCGCCAGGACGGCAGCGCCUACUACUUCUCCAAGCCAAAGGUUCAGGCCUCCAUGCAGACGCAGUGCUUCGUGGUGUCGGGUGACUACGAGGUUAAGUCCGCCGAGGAGGUGGAUGCCAAGAAGGACUAA